This is a messenger RNA of Syngnathus typhle (broad-nosed pipefish), 4346 nucleotides long. Its product is annotated as cryptochrome-1-like. The transcript is spliced from 15 exons. Gene Ontology annotation, biological process: negative regulation of DNA-templated transcription; circadian regulation of gene expression; entrainment of circadian clock by photoperiod. The record is from RefSeq and is a predicted model, not a curated record. Gene Ontology annotation, molecular function: DNA binding; FAD binding. NCBI's taxonomy places the organism in Eukaryota, Metazoa, Chordata, Actinopteri, Syngnathiformes, Syngnathidae. The coding region runs from base 183 to 2114 and encodes 643 amino acids. Gene Ontology annotation, cellular component: nucleus; cytoplasm.
GCAUGCGCCUUUGAGCCAAGUGUUAUGAAACCAGGGAUCCGUGCGCAAGCAGUUUUGGACCCUCGAUUGAGGCCAACGAUCCUGCAAGUGGCUGACGGCACUUUAACACCCAAGAGGGAAGAAUGUCCAUUUCUUUGGGCUUGACUUAAAUAUUCUCUUCGGGGUGCUUCCGCAAGACAAACAUGGCCCCCAAUUCCAUCCAUUGGUUCCGCAAGGGACUCCGUCUUCAUGACAACCCAGCUCUUAAGGAGGCAGUCCAGGGGGCAGCCACAGUGCGCUGCGUCUACAUUUUGGACCCUUGGUUUGCAGGUUCCUCCAAUGUUGGGGUCAACAGGUGGAGGUUUCUUCUCCAAUGUUUGGAGGAUCUGGACGGCAAGCUCCGGAAGCUAAACUCCCGCCUUUUUGUCAUUAGGGGCCAACCAGCCAAUGUUUUCCCACGACUCUUUAAGGAGUGGAAGAUCUCGCGGUUGACCUUUGAGUAUGACUCAGAGCCUUUUGGAAAGGAAAGAGAUGCUGCUAUCAAGAAGCUGGCUAUGGAGGCAGGAGUGAAAGUCAUCGUUAAGAACUCCCACACGCUGUAUGACCUGGACAAGAUUAUAGAACUGAACAGUGGCCAACCACCGCUUACAUACAAGCGUUUCCAGACACUGAUCAGUCGCUUGGAUCCGCCUGAGAUGCCUGUGGAGACGCUGUCAGACAGCCUGAUGGCCAACUGCAUCACCCCCAUCUUGGAGGACCACGGAGACAAGUAUGGGGUUCCAUCCUUGGAAGAGCUCGGCUUUGACACCGAGGGCCUGCCGACAGCUGUGUGGCCAGGAGGAGAGACUGAGGCUCUAACCAGAUUAGAGCGCCAUUUAGAAAGAAAAGCAUGGGUGGCAAACUUUGAGCGUCCAAGGAUGAACGCCAACUCGCUACUGGCCAGCCCAACGGGCGUCAGCCCUUAUCUGCGUUUCGGCUGCCUCUCCUGUCGCCUUUUCUACUUCAAGCUCACGGAUCUCUAUCGCAAGGUGGAAAAGAACAGUUCCCCUCCUCUCUCACAAUAUGGACAGUUACUGUGGCGCGAAUUCUUCUACACGGCGGCCACCAACAAUCCGCGCUUUGACAAGAUGGAGGGGAACCCCAUCUGUGUUCGCAUUCCCUGGGACAAAAACCCCGAAGCGCUCGCCAAGUGGGGUGAAGCCAAGACCGGCUUCCCCUGGAUAGACGCUAUCAUGACUCAGCUGAGGCAAGAGGGCUGGAUUCAUCCCCUGGCUCGCCAUGCUGUGGCAUGCUUCCUCACCAGAGGUGACUUGUGGAUCAGCUGGGAAGAAGGGAUGAAGGUUUUCGAGGAGCUGCUUCUCGACUCCGACUGGAGUGUGAAUGCGGGCAGUUGGAUGUGGCUGUCCUGUAGUUCCUUUUUCCAGCAGUUUUUCCACUGCUACUGCCCUGUGGGCUUUGGUCGGCGCAUCGACCCCAAUGGUGACUUCAUCAGACGUUACUUACCUGUCUUAAGAGCUUUUCCUGCCAAGUUCAUAUACGACCCAUGGAACGCGCCCGAGUCAGUACAAGCGGCCGCCAAGUGCGUCAUCGGCGUGAACUACCCAAAACCAAUGGUGCACCACGCCGAGGCCAGUCGGCUCAACAUUGAGAGGAUGAAGCAAAUCUACCAGCAACUGAGCCGAUACAGAGGACUAGGUCUGCUGGCAUCCGUUCCAUCCACAAAUGGUAACGGAAAUGGAGGAAUGAUGGCCUACUCACCUGGAGAACAACAGCAGGGGACCAACCGAAGCAACAACAACACCCCCCACAUGGCCGGCGUGUCGGGCAGCUCUGUCGUCACAGGCAACGGCAGCGGGAGCAUCCUCCUUAACUUUAACAGCGAGAAACAGCCGGGGCAGCGACGACAAAUGGCGCCGCAGCACGGUAACCAUACAGUGCCCGAAAUCAACACAGCGGUCACCAGUGGCAAACUGUACCAUGAGUUUGCCGUGCCUCAGCACCCAGGACUUGCACACAUCAGAGGCAGCAUGACAAGAAAACGCGAACGGGAGAUAGAACGCGAGGGUUCGAGGGAGGAAGACACGUCGUCCUGCUCGGGUCACAAGAUGCAGAGGCAAAGUACAGAGACCACCUAAAGUUCAUCACAAAAGAAGACACCGACUUUGGUCUUCUGUGACACACAUUCUGUCAGAAACUCCCAGGGUGAACACUGAGGUGAAAAUGUGAUUCAAGGCUCAGAUUUUCCGACACGUCUGGCAACUCCUGACCUAGCUUGCAGACUUGCAAAAAAAAAAACAUAGAAAAUAAUUGCAACUAAGUAUUUAUUUGUUUUUAAAAAAAAAAAAAAAAAAAAAGAGAAAGACAAAAAAGAAAAAGUCAGACCAGGUGUGCCCGUAAAAACCUUAAUUUGUGGGAGCACUACAUAAUACUUUUUGCUGCCACUUCUCAAUAUUUAUGUAUAUAAAAUAGUUUUUUUCAUUGAUAAUCCACACAUAAUUUCUCCCAGUUGCAUCUGAAUGAAAAAUAACAGUUCAGCGUUAAACUAACAUGUUGCGUACACAAGUGUCAAACUCAAGGCCUAUUGUAUUUUUCGCACUAUAAUGCAUAAUAAUGUUUUUUUGAGUAAAGUUUUUAAGUGCGCCUUAUAGUGCAGAAAAUACGGUAAUUGUCUUCCCUUUCUUUGGGUAAGCAGUUCCACUUUUAAAAUAAAUUGGAAAAACUGAUUUUUAAACAAAUUCUAACUGAACGUCGUUAUCUAUAAAUUUGUCGUGUAAUUGUGAUAAUAUGAGGUAAUCAUACAUUAUACGGGUUCACAGUCACAAUUCCCGUUCAAGGGAAACCAUACCAUGAUGUGACCCGUGACCAAAAAACAAGUUUGAUACCCCUGCUACAGACAAUGAUAUGGCAGUUAAAAGCAACAUCGGGUUAUAAAGGACAAUCUGUCUCUGUAUUUUGGUUCAUCUAAUCUGAAAUGUAAAAUGAGAUAUGCCAGGUAUUGACACACAACACUGUAUAUAGUACCUCAAACGAACGUUUGAGAACCCUUUGAAAAAGUAAUCAAUAGCUUUUGCCGACUCCUGGGGAUGUCAUUUUUGAGAGAGCAUCACAGUUCUGUUAAUCUUUGCCAUGUCACAUUUCCAACUCAGUGGUUGCCCUGACGUUGUCGCUCGAACGUUCUUAAGGGCACUUGAGCCUGUGCGACAUUUUCAACGAUGGUUCGCAGUCCUAAGGUGUUUUUAAGGACGCGGAUCUUCUCCAAGGUCCCCUUUUUUUCUACUGUUUCAUAUAAAAUAACCAGAAAAAUAAAGAAAAAUAAAGAGAAGUUGUGUUUGAAACAAACAUUCCUCACAACCAAGUCCGACCUCCUGUUGAAGGACGUCAACAGCACCAGCGUGUGUGACAAUUGACGUCCAGAGGGUGUUGUAAACUGUCGCUGUUUGAAGGAUGCCUGAAUCCAAUUCAUAACAAACAUGGCUGACAUCGGGUACCCGAUGGGCUGCGAAUAAGUGGCAAAGUCGGCUGCUGUGGUUCGGAGUCGAACCCGAGAAUGUCCACAUUUCCCCUUGUAGGAUGCAAUAUGAUGUUCAUACUGCCUAAUAAAAUCUACAUGAUGAGUCAACAUGUCAACUCUGAGCCCCAGUCAGGCAGGCCGGGGCAUUAUUGGAUUCAUAGGACAGAGCCUACAAUGUGACUUUGUGUGUCGAACAGGUCGCAAUUCUAUUUGUCGAUUCAGUGUGACCGACAGUAAUUCAGAGGCUAACAUGAGCCAAAAAUGACUUUCUUCAAAGUUAUUGUUUUCUCAUUGGAUUUUUAGUGUUGAAAUCGGGUUGUUUUGUAGAAUGACUUAUAAUAAGUAAUAAUGCUACAUUUAUUGUAUCAUUAGCAAUGCAAAUAUCCACUGCCCCUUUUCAACAGUUGUUUUGUUUCAAUUGUAUCCCAAAAAGGCAGAUUGGGGCUGCAGAUCAUGUGGCGACUCAGACUAUUUUGUUGUUGGAUUUUUUUUCUUUUAUAUUUAGGUGGAGAGGGGAGGGGAUUGUGGAUCUGUAUCAUAAUUCUGUGUUUCUCUUGAGGAUUUAAACAGUUUAUGUAGCGAUGAUCACAUCCAAUGAGAAAGUAAAUGUUUUUCUUUGAGUUACGCUGCCCAGCAUCGCACAACGGUGGAAGAAUGCCAUACGCAUCCAUUACAUUUCACCUGUGGCCUCAGUGUCUCACCUGAAAUGAGCUGGUAUGAGGUGUGAAAUUCCUCCACCGACACCAUCGAGUGUCUGUAAACUGGUGCUUAUUUUUUGUCCUCCAUCGUGAUGUGAAAGGCCUUGUUUGUGAUUGAUCAUAUUCAUGACAGCGAAAUAAAAAUGGUUUCAACUUGA